Messenger RNA from Chlorocebus sabaeus (green monkey), 4376 nucleotides. It is a transcript of the gene INPP5J, whose product is annotated as inositol polyphosphate-5-phosphatase J. Gene Ontology annotation, biological process: negative regulation of peptidyl-serine phosphorylation; phosphatidylinositol dephosphorylation. The record is from RefSeq and is a predicted model, not a curated record. Gene Ontology annotation, molecular function: phosphatidylinositol-3,4,5-trisphosphate 5-phosphatase activity; phosphatidylinositol-4,5-bisphosphate 5-phosphatase activity. Gene Ontology annotation, cellular component: plasma membrane; cytoplasm; ruffle. NCBI's taxonomy places the organism in Eukaryota, Metazoa, Chordata, Mammalia, Primates, Cercopithecidae.
CGCCCCCGCCCCCACUCCCGCUAGAGGCCCAGCCCCGCUGGAGACCACGCCCGCAGCGAUCGGUCUCCGCCCCACGGCUCCCCGCCGUUACCUCCCGCUUGCUCAGGGUGAGGUCCCGGCUCCUCCCUGGCCUUUGGGCCUUCACUUUCCCAGGUCCGAGAGUGUCCACGCUCCUUUUGUAGAGCGAGGAUGUGGACGCUCCCACAGGAUGCGGCCAGGCAGCGCCACCUCACGCCGGCAGAGGGUGCCGGCGAGACGCUGAGGGACGCGGGAGUUUCUGAGCCAAACCUGCCACUUUAAGAUAGGGAAACUGAUAGGACACCCAAGAAAAAAAAAGGAAGAAAGAAAGAAGAAAAAAUAAGAUAGGGAAACUGGACUUUCUGAGGACUCCUCGCUUUGGAGCGUGGGAGAUGGAGAGUGAGAUUCGGUAGAGGGGGUGCGGCUUCUGGGAGCCACUGAGACCUACCAGCGUGCCUUCUACCAUCCACAGCUACUGCUGAGCAGACAGACUGUCCUGGGGUACAAUGUAAGGCCAGCUCGUCAACCUCCACAGAAAAACCUUCCACGUUUCUAUCCGGAUUUCAAAUUCCCAUUGGGGAAAUCAAUGUGGGGAGACUCUACAGCUUUACAUUAUUGUGUUUUUUCUACCACGAACAUGGUUAGAAAACAGGCUCACAAAGGUGAAAUGAGUGAACUGUGCAUUUGGGACUUGAACCCAACAUGUCUCUGCACUCAUCUUGAGAGUCGGGAGUUUCUUCCUUAGAGUGGGUUCGUGGUCUCACUGACUUCAAGAAUGAAGCCACGGACUUUCGCGAUGGUAGCCACAGCACGACCUCCCUCCUGGUGGGCCUGGGUCAGGGUGACCAGGGAGAGAAAGGAAGGAGGACAGACCCUCAGUACCAUUGCCAUCCUUGGGUGCCCCUGGAAAGUGAACUGAGGAAGAGGAGGAGGAAAAAGACAGGAAAAAGACUUCUCUCCCUUCCCUGCUCAUGCAGGUUGAAAUGGCUGAUGACAUCACUGGUUCCCGGGAGCGGUAGAGCUGGAGCCGGAGCCCGGAGCCCGAGGGAGCCCAGGCUGCUGGGGGCUGCAGACAUGGAGGGCCAGAGCAGCAGGGGCAGCAGGAGGCCAGGGACCCGGGCAGGCCUGGGUCCCCUGCCCAUGCCCCAGGGUGUUGUCCAAACUGGGGCACCCUCCAAGGUGGACUCAAGUUUUCAGCUCCCAGCAAAGAAGAACGCAGCCCUAGGACCCUCGGAACCAAGGUUGGCUCUGGCACCUGUAGGGCCACGGGCAGCUAUGUCAGCUUCCUCAGAAGGACCGGGGCUGGCUCUGGCAUCUCCCCGACCAAUCCUGGCUCCACUGUGUACCCCUGGAGGGCAGAAAACAGCUCCUGCCCACCCAACAUCUGUGGGCCAGCUGGUGAUGUCUGCCUCAGCUGGACCAAAGCCUCCCCCAGCGACCACAGGCUCAGUUCUGGCUCCGACGUCCCUGGGGCAGCUGGUGAUGUCUGCCUCAGCGGGGCCAAGAUCUCCCCCAGCCACCCUGGGGCCCAGUCUGGCCCCAACCUCCAGAGACCAGAAGCAGGAGCCACCUGCCUCCGUGGGACCCAAGCCAACACUGGCAGCCUCUGGCCUGAGCCUGGCCCUGGCUUCUGAGGAGCAGCCCCCAGAACUCCCCUCUACCCCUUCCCCAGUGCCCAGUCCAGUUCUGUCUCCAUCUCAGGAACAGGCCCUGGCUCCAGCAUCCACGGCAUCAGGCCCAGCCUCUGUGGGACAGACACCAGCUAGAAAGAGGGAUGCCCCAGCCCCUAGACCUCUCCCUGCUUCUGAGGGGCAUCUCCAGCCUCCAGCUCAGACAUCUGGUCCUACAGGCUCCCCACCCUCCAUCCAAACCUCCCCAGACCCUCGGCUCUCCCCCUCCUUCCGAGCCCGGCCUGAGGCCCUCCACAGCAGCCCUGAGGAUCCUGUUUUGCCACGGCCACCCCAGACCUUGCCCUUGGAUGCGGGCCAGGGUCCUCCAGAGCCUGGCAACCGCUCACCUGGACUUCUGUCCCCCACCUUCCGGCCUGGGGCCCCCUCAGGCCAGACUGUGCCCCCACCUCUGCCCAAGCCACCCCGAUCACCCAGCCGUUCCCCAAGCCGCUCCCCCAACCGCUCUCCCUGUGUUCCCCCAGCCCCUGACAUGACCCUCCCAAGGCUUGGCACCCAGAGUACAGGGCCUGGCAGGUGCCUGAGCCCCAACCUUCAGGCCCAAGAAGCCCCAGCCCCAGUCACCACCUCCUCUUCUACAUCCGCCCUGUCAUCCUCCCCUUGGUCAGCUCAGCCCACCUGCAGGAGCGACCCCGGCUUCCGGAUCACUGUGGUCACGUGGAACGUGGGUACUGCCAUGCCCCCAGACGAUGUCACAUCCCUCCUCCACCUGGGCGGUGGCGACGACAGCGGUGGCGCAGACAUGAUCGCCAUAGGGUUGCAGGAAGUGAACUCCAUGCUCAACAAGCGACUCAAGGACGCCCUCUUCACGGACCAGUGGAGUGAGCUGUUCAUGGAUGCGCUGGCGCCCUUCAACUUCGUGCUGGUGAGUUCGGUGAGGAUGCAGGGUGUCAUCCUGCUGCUGUUCGCCAAGUACUACCACCUGCCUUUCCUGCGAGACGUGCAGACCGACUGCACGCGCACUGGCCUGGGCGGCUACUGGGGUAACAAGGGUGGCGUGAGCGUGCGCCUGGCAGCCUUCGGGCACAUGCUCUGCUUCCUGAACUGCCACUUGCCCGCACAUAUGGACAAGGCGGAGCAGCGCAAGGACAACUUCCAGACCAUCCUCAGUCUCCAGCAGUUCCAAGGGCCGGGCGCACAGGGCAUCCUGGAUCAUGACCUCGUAUUCUGGUUCGGGGACCUGAACUUCCGCAUUGAGAGCUACGACCUGCACUUUGUCAAGUUUGCCAUCGACAGUGACCAGCUCCAUCAGCUCUGGGAGAAGGACCAGCUCAACAUGGCCAAGAACACCUGGCCCAUUCUGAAGGGCUUUCAAGAGGGGCCCCUCAACUUCGCUCCCACCUUCAAGUUUGAUGUGGGUACCAACAAAUACGACACCAGUGCCAAGAAACGGAAGCCAGCUUGGACAGACCGUAUCCUGUGGAAGGUCAAGGCUCCAGGUGGGGGUCCCAGCCCCUCAGGACGGAAGAGCCACCGACUCCAGGUGACACAGCACAGCUACCGCAGCCACAUGGAAUACACAGUCAGUGACCAUAAGCCUGUGGCUGCCCAGUUCCUCCUGCAGUUUGCCUUCAGGGACGACAUGCCACUGGUGCGGCUGGAGGUGGCAGAUGAGUGGGUGCGGCCCGAGCAGGCGGUGGUGAGGUACCGCAUGGAAACAGUGUUCGCCCGAAGCUCCUGGGACUGGAUCGGCUUGUACCGGGUGGGUUUCCGCCAUUGCAAGGACUAUGUGGCUUAUGUCUGGGCCAAACAUGAAGAUGUGGACGGGAAUAUCUACCAGGUAACAUUCAGUGAGGAAUCACUGCCCAAGGGCCACGGAGACUUCAUCCUGGGCUACUACAGCCACAACCACAGCAUCCUCAUCGGCGUCACUGAACCCUUCCAGAUCUCGCUGCCUUCCUCGGAGUUGGCCAGCAGCAGCACAGACAGCUCAGGCACCAGCUCAGAGGGAGAGGAUGACAGCACGCUGGAGCUCCUUGCACCCAAAUCCCGCAGCCCCAGUCCUGGCAAGUCCAAGCGACACCGCAGCCGCAGCCCGGGACUGACCAGGUUCCCUGGUCUUGCCCUACGGCCCUCAUCCCGUGAACGCCGUGGUGCCAGCCGUAGCCCCUCACCCCAGAGCCGCCGCCUGUCCCGGGUGGCUCCUGACAGGAGCAGUCAUGGCAGCAGCCGGGGCAGUAGUGAAGAGGGGCCCUCUGGGUUGCCUGGCCCCUGGGCCUUCCCACCAGCUGUGCCUCGAAGCCUGGGCCUGCUGCCCGCUUUGCGCCUAGAGAAUGUAGACCCUGGUGGUGGUGGCUCCUGGGGACCUGAUCGGGAGGUCCUGGCCCCCAACAGCCUGUCUCCCAGUCCUCAGGGCCAUGUGGGGCUGGAGGAAGGGGGCCUGGGGCCCUGAGGGUGGGGCAGGCAGAUGGGCCAAGGUGACCACCGUUCUGCCUCAAUCUUUUGCAAGCCCACUUGCCUCUCUCCUGCUGCUCCUCUAGCUGUAUCUGCACCUGCCUCUCUGUCCUGGCCAGGGGUGGACAACUGGGGUCCCCCAAAACUCAGUCCUGGCACCUCAACUGUGACAAUCAGCAAAGCCCCGCCCAGGCCCCCAUCUGGGAUAAUGGGGGAGCUCUGGCAGAUUUCCCAAUCCUGGAGGUCAUCUGUUAGGAAUUAAAUUCUCCAGCCUCA